Paracoccidioides lutzii Pb01 is the source of this 327-nucleotide messenger RNA. RefSeq lists its product as hypothetical. Bases 1 to 327 code for a protein of 108 amino acids. The record is from RefSeq and is a predicted model, not a curated record. The transcript has 2 exons.
AUGAGCCGUCAAGUAGUUGACUCCCUCAAACGGCUCCGGAACUGGGUGUUUGCCGCUCCUUCCCGGGUGACCAAGAUUGCGACAGGAGAGGGCAUCGCUGGCACCUCAGCGGCCCCUACGCAAAGCAGCAAUAAUGACACAAGCAUCGGCAGCCGUCUUGACCAUGGCGAGACCUACGAGAAGGGCGGAAAGCGAUAUAAACAAUAUGCAAACCAAGACAGCCACCGUGUUUGGGCCCAGGCGGACCUGGAAAUAGGUGCGAUACCUGACAAAGAAGCCGUGGAAAAGCUAUUCGAUGAUAUGCAAUCGGGCCUAGAGCGCCCAUAG